Messenger RNA from Lachancea meyersii CBS 8951, 3345 nucleotides. NCBI's taxonomy places the organism in Eukaryota, Fungi, Ascomycota, Saccharomycetes, Saccharomycetales, Saccharomycetaceae. The record is from the annotation of a GenBank genome assembly.
AUGAGGCAGCCGAUAGGCUCCCGAUUGCUGAUAUGUUAUCUGGGGAUUCUAUGCUUUUUCAUGACCGAGGUGAGAUGUGGUUGGCCAGAAUGGAUGCAGAGUAACAGCGCCGUUGCGGGGCGACCAAAAAUGCUCAAGGUAGACACAUUACAUCCUGAAGUAUACACUGCAAAACCCACUGUUUUUAGGAAAACCAAAACUCCAAAAUCUUACAGUCUUACCCCUAGAGCCACAGGGUUGAUUUACAGAAGUCCCAAAUACAACGCUGAAAAUAUUCAAAGCUCUCUUAGCUACCUUCCUUCCCCAGGCCAGAUUUUUGAUGAUGACACGCCUAAGACCGUAAUUUCUCUGACGUCAAACGACAGAAACCCUGAAAGGUUUACACUUUUAGAUGUGAUAAUAGCAACAGACCUGGAGGGGAACAUACAUGCUUUAAGCCGAACGACAGGUGAGAUUUUAUGGUCCGUUGACCAUGCCAGUGCCCCACUUGUUUCGGUAUCUGAGCCCACAGAUCCCAAAAACGAAACUUUGAUAGUUGAACCAUACGGUGAUGGCAAUAUUUACUAUUACAAUGUCUUUCAGGGAUUGCAGAAAUUGCCUAUUUCGAUCAAGCAUCUUGUUAAUUUAUCCCCGCUGGAUCUGAAGACAAAAAUCGUUAUCGAUGAAGACGGCACUACAGUUGACGACGAAAAGAUAUACGCAGGUGCACGGCAAUCGACUGUUUACAACAUUAACAUAAAGACAGGCCAAAUUUUGUCUGCAUACGGACCCGGAGCCGAAAACCUUGCCAAUUAUAACGCAGAUUUCAAUUGUAGUGGUGCAGACUUCGACAAACACAACUGCGAUGACAUUUUUGUGCUCGGGAAAACAACUUAUCAGCUGGGAAUCUAUAAUAAGAAUGGUCUUGUUUACAAUGUGACAUAUGCAGCCUGGCAGCAAAAUGCAGCGGAUUCUCAUCUUGCAUCAAAGUAUAAGCAGUCCUUUGACGGCAUUUCGAUUGCACCAUUUGAUGGAAAUUCUCUGCUUGCAGUUGAUUCGGAGCUCCGGUACGCUAAAUGGAUUUCACCCCACUUCCAAAGCACGAUCAACAGCGUGUUUGACGUUUUUGUUGAUAGUGGCACUAAUGAGAGAAUCAUUUUACCGCACCCAUUAGAAUACCAGUCUCAAGAACGCGAAGAGAAUAAAGUUCUUAUUGGCUUAACAUCAGAAAACAGCUUGUUUGCCAUGUCGGAUAUUCAUUAUCCUUCGCUCGUGGAUUCCUCUGCGACUUCAAGAGGCACAGAGCUAAAAAAAGGCAAUUACUGCUCAAUAAUUGGUGACGAUACCACGAAUGAGGCAAUCCUGGGUGUACAUAAGUUACAAAGCCUUCGAUUCGAACAAGUUGUACCAGAUAGAUCCAAUUCGUAUCAGACCUCUUUGCCAGGCAGUUCGAGGCUUCUUCUAGACGGUCCCAAAAGAUCUUCGGGUGAAAAUAACGCGGUUGCUCUCGAAGAAGACUCUUCAAAGGCGCUUGAUAGGUACAUUUCCGACAGAGAACUACAAGUGCUGCGACUAGAAGCACAAGAGCGGAUCGCGAGAGAAUUGCUCUCGAACCACCAAAAAUCUUACGCGUUCAGGUUUGCGAACUUUGUCUAUCGAAUAGUAGAAGGGGGUUUGAUGCUGGUAUUUUCGUUCUUCAUCCUUGGUUUACUGUCGAAACUCAAAAUUCUAGCACCCAUAUACUCAUGGGUGGAGCGCAGUGGACUGUUCACGAGAGGAGACAUAAUCACUGGACCUAUAGAGAUAGGCAACGAUCCUGACUCAUUACCGGACUCAGUGGGCAAUAAGGUAACUACGAAGCAUGUCAAUAUCGUAGAAGCUGACGAUAAUACCGAUCAACUACAAGAUGACAGCUCUGAUCGCAAAAAGCGUAAAAGAGGCUCGAGAGGAGGUAAAAAAACGAGGAAGGAAUCAACUCCCACCUUGUCAGAACGCGAAUCCGGAGGUCAAGAUGUCGAGGCUGAAGACGCCCUUCAAAAUUUGGUGGUUUCGAAAAAAGUCUUGGGUUAUGGUUCUGCUGGAACUGUUGUUUUUCAAGGAACUUUUCAACACAGACCUGUAGCCAUUAAGCGCAUGCUUAUAGACUUCUAUGACGUUGGGACACAAGAGAUUAAGCUGUUAACAGAAAGUGAUCAUCAUCCCAACGUUGUGAGAUAUUACUGCUCAGAAACAUCAGGCCGCUUUCUUUACAUUGCCCUAGAACUAUGCACUGCAACUCUAGAAGACGUUGUCGCCGGUAAGGCAUCGAGCUCAGCUGUGUUAGAGGCACAAAGCUCACUAGACCCCAUCAACGUCUUACUUCAGAUCGCUCAAGGAGUAGCUCAUCUACACUCCAUCAAAAUUGUUCACCGUGACUUGAAGCCGCAAAACAUAUUGGUGGCUCCUACACGAAAGUACAUGCAGCACCUAAAUCAUCAACUUGCUCCAAUGAGAGUACUCAUUUCCGACUUUGGUCUGUGCAAGAGGCUGGGACCCGACCAAUCGUCAUUUCACACCCAUCAAGGAAAUGCUUCCGGCACAAGCGGAUGGAGAGCACCAGAACUCCUAGAAGUCGACCAUGAGCGCGGAGAAGCUGACGGUUUUAGGGAAAGUGACUUUAUUAUCGACAGCUCAGGAUGUUCUACCUCUGAUUUGAUGUAUCAGAAGCGAUUGACCAGAGCUAUUGACAUUUUUUCUAUGGGAUGCAUUUUUUAUUACGUGCUCUCUAAGGGCGGCCACCCAUUUGGAGACAGGUAUACUCGAGAUGGUAGUAUUCUAAAGGCACAGUUUUCCCUGGAAGGAAUUAAAAAGUCUCUCAGAGAUAGUUACGCAGUAGUCGAGGCCACCGACUUAUUAACCCAGAUGUUAGCACACAAGCCAAGCAAGAGACCGACUGCAGACCAAAUAAUAAAACAUCCGCUAUUUUGGACGUUGCCCAAAAAACUAGAGUUUUUACUCAAGGUUAGCGAUCGUUUCGAAGUAGAGCGAAGAGUUCCUCCCAGCGAACUCUUACUCAAACUUGAAGCGGUCUCAGAACGGGUUAUACCCAAUCGUGACUGGACCGUUAAGUUUGACGCUAUCUUCAUGGAAAACCUUGGCAAGUACAGGAAGUAUAGUGGCGAAAGGCUCAUGGAUCUUUUACGAGCUUUUCGGAACAAAUAUCACCAUUUCAUGGAUUUACCUCCAGAUCUCGCCGAGGUUAUGGGCCCAAUCCCAGAUGGCUUUUACCUGUUUUUCGCCCGAAGGUUUCCUCGUUUAUUGAUAGAAAUAUAUUUCGUUGUGCGGAAGCAUCUGAAGGACGACCAGAUACUGGGCAGUUACUUGUAG